Saccoglossus kowalevskii is the source of this 1503-nucleotide messenger RNA. Its product is annotated as Fgf-Sk1 protein. Gene Ontology annotation, molecular function: growth factor activity. Lineage: Eukaryota; Metazoa; Hemichordata; Enteropneusta; Harrimaniidae. The record is from RefSeq and is marked provisional.
GUCUCGGGUACUGAGAAAAUCCUCCGUAAUCGCCCAAUUUGUUUCGAAUCUUUCCAUAGAGAGAAGAUGAGAAUUACCGUGUCAGGAUGUCGCUUUCUCGGUCUACUGGUUGUUCUUAUGCACUUUGUCCGGGAAAGCUGUACUCUUCCCGCGUCGCUAUCAACGAACCCAAUCGGAGGUGGUCGUAUGCAGACUGAGAAUACAGCUAAUGGUGAUGUCAGAUCUUCAACUACUAUGCUGCUCAAUCUAUAUUGCGAUACCGGUACAUCGUUGAUUAUAUAUGCAAACGAUAUUAGCUCAACCAACCAACGAGAAAACCAACUUGCUAUUCUGGAGAAGCAAUCUGUCGGAGUUGGAUUGGUCAGUAUUCAGGGCGUCAUAUCACGUCACUUUCUGGCUAUGGAUGACACUGGCACGAUAUAUCCUUCAAGCACUUUCAACGAAGAUUGCCGCUUUAGGGAAUCAUAUCGAAAUGGGUAUUACUUUUAUUCAUCGGCCAGAGAUCCAACUUGGUUUAUCUCAAUCGAUCGAAACGGCCAAGUGAAGAGAAGCCUGGGGAAUAGUCGGAAGAGAACGCACUUCCUGCCACUCCUAACAUUGCCGGUAGCGCGUCCAAUCUGAUAAGCGACUGCAAUGAACCAGCACGUCUUCGUUUAUCAAAAUGAACGAUUUCAUUUCUCGGACACAAUUGCAGACUUUGUAUUGUUGUUGUUUGCGGACCUAUUACAGAUGGCGCUUAUAUGUAGCCUUUUUACACCGCCUUGUGUCUACCGAGACAAUGUCCUACUGUAUUGGCGCAGACACUCGUUCUGUAGAUGGUUAUCGUAUCAAACCAAUUUUAACCGCCCCUUUUCUUCAUCAACGUUCAGUGCACUCUAUGUCAUUUACAUAUCUGACUAGUUUCCAAUCCGUCGUAAAUGUCACGAACUGGAACAUUCUUCUGGCAUAACUGUUAUGUAAAUAUGUUUUUUUUUUAUUUAUUAAUUAAUGCCUUUCAUUUCCCGGUACUUCGUAACCCAGGAUACUGUGUAUACUGUUUUCAUUAUUUUUGAAUCGAACAAAAACAUGACGAAUGUGGGUGGAACAUUUUCCUCGAGUGUGUAAACACUGCGUUAUGACGUCAGUGAACAGUGGCUAUAGAAUUUGCAUGAAAUCGUGUUCAUUUCUAUGUCGACAAUGUAAAUAUACUACGCGAACACAGUCACGGUUAUGUUAGCUGUAUAAACAAGUGUAUAUGUAUUUAUAUAUAAUAAGUAGUCUGUAUGUACGUAUAUAUCAAUGAUGUAUGUGACAUGUCAGUGACGACGUCACUCAUGACGCGUUAACUCUUAGUGUUUUAUAAUAGAAUAGAUGACGUCACGCAUAAAUAAUGUACAAUUUUGGCAAUGUAUUUGUCGGAAUCGAGGCUUUCUUUUGUAUCGAAUGAAAUGUCAGUUGACGAGCUUUAGAUGAUUGUGGAGUGGAAUUAUUGAGCUCAAUAAAGAAAUCACACGUAAAGCACAA